GCUGCUCUUCGCAUUCACUCUUCCCCCACCAUUCGCUUCUUUUUUGUGUGGACUCUUGCUUCUUGACGCUCAUUCAACAAGGCUUUAAUUUCUCAAUCGUUUAUUUCUUUUAUUCAGUGGUCUACUGACCCUAUUGUCACUCCUUCAAACCCAUAAAUAUAGCGUUUCUCCCAAUCACCAUGCGCUCAAUCAUCUACCUCGCAAUCAGCGCCUUUGCCGCCGUUGUUGCCGCACAGGCAAAUAAUCCUUUCAAUGUCCCAUCUGGAGGCUACAGCCCCGUUGCUGGCCAGCCCUUGACUCUCAAAUGGACACCCACCACUACAGGGCCUGUCACCCUGAAAUUGCAGUUGGGUGACAAGGUUACUCCCAACGAUGGCAUUGUCCUUGCAUCCAGUAUCCCCAACGCCGGCAGCUUCACGGUUACCUUACCCAAGAGCCUCGGCCCAGGAACUGACUACAACUUCCAAAUCAUCGACGAUGAGGACCCAAGUAACUUCAACUUCAGCCCGAAAUUCUCUAUCAGCGGUACUACAGGCACUGCUACCUUGUUGACCCCGACCGCCACGCGUACCACUGCCUCCACCACCGCGACCGAGUCCACCAGCGCCACGACCACGCAGACGGAAUCGAGCACCACCCUAACCACGUCCGCCUCGAGCACGACGGAGAGCACAUCCUCCUCCACUCCCACUGCCACUUCCACCGGUGAAUCCAAGUCGGCUCCAAAUCCAAACAGCGCCGUCUCUCUCACCCGUCCGGGCUUCAUGCUGUCUGCCGUCCUGGGGCUGAUGGCUUUCCUGUAAAAACUUUAUAUUGUGAUUACGUUGUUUUAAUUAUUCUUUCCAUUUACAAUUUGACGCUCGAAAUUUAAAUUUUAAACUUUUAUGUUCUAUUAUCUUUUGACGGGAUUGUGUCAGUCGCUUCCAACCAGAAAUUAUGAACGCAUUCCUCUCUUUUUAACAUAAGCAUGAAAUAAAUAAUAAAAAGGAUAAA
Messenger RNA from Histoplasma capsulatum G186AR, 993 nucleotides. RefSeq lists its product as uncharacterized. Bases 180 to 803 code for a protein of 207 amino acids. The record is from RefSeq and is a predicted model, not a curated record. Lineage: Eukaryota; Fungi; Ascomycota; Eurotiomycetes; Onygenales; Ajellomycetaceae. The transcript is spliced from 2 exons.